Amphiprion ocellaris (clown anemonefish) is the source of this 3771-nucleotide messenger RNA. Its product is annotated as NLR family CARD domain-containing protein 3-like. The record is from RefSeq and is a predicted model, not a curated record. The coding region runs from base 124 to 2970 and encodes 948 amino acids. Lineage: Eukaryota; Metazoa; Chordata; Actinopteri; Pomacentridae. The transcript is spliced from 8 exons.
CCUUCCUGCACCUUAAGACAGAACACAAACCGUUUGCAUGCCGACACUCGUGACUGCAAAUAGCAACACCAGACAAGACAGAAGCUAUUGUAAAAUGUAAAGAUAAAACAUUUUUAAGAAGUCAUGAGUUCAGCUCAGCAGCUGCUUCGAUCUCAGAGAGACAUACUGCUGAACUGGACUUCUGACCAUCCAGCACCAUUGUUGCGUUGGCUCCAUGAUGAACAGGUGCUUUCCUCUGCCUCCUACCUGUCUCUACUGGAGAAGACACCUUCCAACGCUGUGGUCCAGGCUCUGGAGACAGUGUGCACCACUGAGGAGAGCAGUAAAAAGUUCCUGGAGGUGCUGAGGGAUGUGCAGGAUUAUUACUGCAGAGAUCUGCAAGUCUGGGUUGAGAGACACUGCAGGAAUGAUGCCAUCAGUAAGCCAGUACCUGCACCUGUUAUAGUUAAAGAGAAGAAGACUAAAAGCCCCAUUGCUAACUUUUUCAAAGGGAAGAGCAAAGGAUUCUCCUUAAUUCCUGAGGUUAUAGCUGAAGAAGAACUAAAACCUGGCAGGAGUCUAAGGCUGGCUAACAUCCGAGUUCCCAUUUCUGCCCAUAAAACAACCCUGCUGAAACGCACAGAGCAGUUAAGAUGUUACUCAGAAGGCAAUAAAGUGGCUUCAAACUUAGCUUCUCACAUCGAGAUCCGCUACACUGACCUAUUCGUGACAGAAGAUAAUGACGUAGUCGACAGCUGCCAACAUGAGUACUUUGACUUGGCCAGAAGACGAGCUCGCAUCUAUGUCCACCAGGCCUGCCUUCGCAUCCGGCCUUGUCAUCUGUUCAGUCCCCAAGGGCCAUCGAAUCGGCCUCCCAAAAGGGUUAAAGUCAAGGGUAUUGCUGGCAUCGGAAAAAGCAUAGCAGUACAGAGACUGGUCUAUGAGUGGGCAAUUGGGAAGAAUAUGCGUGAAUUCACUUGCAUUUUUGACCUGCGUUUCCGAGAGCUCAAUCUAAUUGAAGCCCCACUGAGUUUAUUGGAACUGCUUGGAGAACGGUUCCGGUACCUGAAGGAAGCUCUGCCUGAUCUUUUCACCUCACCAAGCUCUUUGCUCUUCAUUUUAGAUGGUUUAGAUGAGUUUAAGUUCCCCUUGGACUGGAACAGUCCAGACAAAAAAAUUGAUGUGAACUCAAAGGUGUCAGUGUCAGAGCUAAUGGUGGCUUUGAUCAAAGGAAGUCUUCUCCCAGAGGCAUCCGUCAUUGUCACGACAAGGCCGAGUACUGAAGCGCCCAAGCGUUUCUUCCAGAGAUGUUGUGUGGUACUGGGCUUCGAGGAGGACCAGGUGAAGGAAUACACCACCAAGUUCUACAAAGAUAGCAGAGUUGCUGAAAAAGUUUAUGAUUACAUCUUGAACAAUGACAACCUUUUCGUGCUGUCCUUCAUCCCUCUUUAUUGCUACAUCAUCUGUACUGCGAUAGCUGAGUUCUUUUCUUCGGAGACUCAAGAUGUCAGUGACUCAAAGUCUCUGGAGUUAAACCCACCCAGGACAGUCAGUGAGGUUUAUUUCUGCUACUUGUUAACAGCAGUCAAGCACCAUGCACUGAAAGCUAGUGCAGACAGAAGCACACCUAGAUCUGAGGUUCUCUCGCUAGCGAAGCAACAACUGACACACCUUGGAAAACUAGCUUAUGAAAGUCUUCUUCAGAGGAAGAUAAUGUUUGACACAGCAGAUCUGAAGAGCUAUGGUGUUACACCUGCUGAUGUUCAGAGCACCUUUCUCUGUCACAUCCUCCAGUCUCUUGAAGAGGAGACAGUGGAGAUGUAUUCGUUCUUCCACUUGACAGUUCAAGAACAUCUGGCUGCUCUUUACUGUGCUGUCAACCUCUCCAGCCAGGAUGAAGUAAUCCAAGCUCUUGAUUUCUGGUGCUUUGGGCGACAUCCAGAGUCCUCUACCGCUGCAUGUCUGCAAAACAUAGAUCUUAACAUGGACAAAUUGGAGAGCCUCCAGAUGUUCACGCGUUUCUUCAUGGGAAUGCUUCGAGCCCGGCUGGCAGGUCAGUUGGAUGGCCUUGUUCAUUCCCCAUUGCAGCAAGAGGAUGGCCUCCCUGCUAGGCUGGGUUUGUGGUUCCAAGACCAGUUUAAAAGCAAGAAGCUGCAAAACCUGGCAGCCUUGAAUCUUCUCCACUGUCUGUUGGAGUUCCACAUGAAGGAAACUACCAGCAUAGCAGCACCAGAGAUCAAGACACUUUACCUGUUUAAAAUGAAGCUCAGUGUUGCUGACUGUGCAGCGAUGCAUUACGUGCUGCAGUUUUCUCCACACAACCUGCAGGAGUUCAACGUGGGCUACUCCAACAUUGGAAACAGAGGACUCAGCAGACUGAGACCCAUCUUACAUCGCUGUGAAACUCUCUAUUUGAGAUACAACUGUCUGGACAAGCAGGCAGCUUUUUUGGAAUCUGCAGUUCUGAAAUCAAACGAGUGCCAAGUGAAGAAGCUCUUUAUGUGUGGCAAUAACCUGGGUCCGGAGGGGGUUUUGGAGCUGUGGAACGCUCUGGAGCACAACACCACUGUGGAAGAGCUCUAUCUGGACAUCACUGGCAUCACAGAGAGAGGAACAGAAAACAUUGUCAACUGCCUCAGCAAAAACACCUCUCUGAGGACACUGACCAUCGUUGGGAAUGACAUUGGCGAGGUGGGGAGGAGGAGGCUGAAGGAGCUGCAACAACGUAGGCCAGGACUCAGGAUCAUUGCAAAUUUUGUGGACGACCUUGGGUUACUUCAGGCCUACCUGGACUGGGUGGAGGAGGUCCGGGCUGACAGAGACCAGAUGGACUCAGUGAAGAAUGCGGACGCCCUGCGGUCUGUGCUGAAGGGACUCCAGGUGGCGGGAAGAAAGGUGGAGAGGAAAGAGAACGCAGAGAAAGCAGAGGAGCUGCAGGCAAAGAUCGAGGAGCUGCUGAGUUCCUCGACAGAUCUGAUGGGGGGAAGAUGACCAGCAUUCUGACAUAUCUGUGAUAGCAGGAUUUAUAUUGAACAUAAUGAUGUGGUGUGGGUCCUUGAGAUUGAGGGGUGGUGAUAACAGCUCAAAAAACACACCUAACAUUGUUUAAUCUCCCUGAUAGUUACUGUUAGUGUUACACAGAUAGCACGUUUCAGAAAACUGCAUUAAUCAAAUCAUUAUUUGGGGUGUCAGAGAACCUGGAUGUAAACUAUUGUUAACUUCAAAGGAUUAUUCUUAUUGUUGUAACAGCUUUGUUUGUUUUUUGUUUUCUAUUUUACAAAUUAGGGCUAAGAUAAACUCACAAAAGACAAAGAAAAAUAUAUAAUUUAAUAAUUGUCAUAGUUUUUUUUAAAUGAAAAACUGAAUUAAAGCUAAUUUUACUAACACAAUUUAUGACUUAAAAUGAAAUAUGUUUUCUCACUCACAAAAUGUUAUAAUGGUCCUGAAUUUUAUUUUUAUUUCAAUGUCAGAAGUCCGAAAUCUUCUUUUUACCUUUUCUAAUGAGACUUUGCUCGAUUAAGCAAAUUGCUAUUUUGACAAAUUGCAAAGAUACUUAGAUGCAUGUCUGUCUGUUCUUUGACUUCUAAAAAAAAUCUACGUUUUUUUUCCUCUGUUAAUGAACAGUAUGAGCAGCAGAUGACUACAAGUUUUAUUGAGCUCUUAUUAAGGACAAACUCAUAUUUAGAAUUGUGCUGCAAAGAUAACUUGUUUUUCUUUUAUUUUGUGUUUAUCUCAUAUUAAACUAUGUGAAACAUUUCAGUAAAAUGGAGUAUUAAAUAAAGGCAACAUGAG